UUCUCGGAAUUCGCGGCGAUCAUAUGUUGCAACCGCGAGCCGCGGCACCGUUCCGGACGGCCCGCUAACCACCGCUGACGGGCAUUCUCGAGCGAGGCUCGCAGGCGGACGAGGGGGACGCUGGAUCGCGCUUACGCACGGAGCGCACGAGGACUCGUCGAUGGAUGUACGCGAAGCGCCUUCGUUAGAUCGCCGCAACUUGGCCUCCGUGCGGCGAUGACGGCCGCGAGGAAAUGUUUCCAUGCCUCACACGCUGUGCUUCGGAGGUGCACUUGCGGGCAGGUGGCUUAGCUACCGAAAGACACGGCGGAUCGACGGCGGCUCGACGCUCGGAACGAGUUCGUUUGACAUCUGUAAGGAUGCCGAUGGUAUCCCGCUUGAAAUCUCACAGUCGGUAGACGACAGCUGAUAUCGAUGCGUCCGGAGAAACGGUCUCUGGGAAGGAUGGGAUGGCGCGCACCUUGAAGGCUCUUUGAAGAUAAAAUUAUAAGAUGACGAACAGUUCGUGACAUCCGUGUCGCGUUUUGUACGACGAUGCGACUGAACUUCAAGACAAUCCUGCUCAUAUUGGUUGUCGCAACAGUGAGCUUUUUACUUGGGUCGUGGAACAAUUGCGGAAGCCUGUUGUUCCACGCGGCAAAAUAUCAACACAAGGAUCGUUUAAAUACGGAAACGGGGUACCAAGAGAUAGAUUGUCUCAUAAACGGCGAUUACUCUAUAGGAUGUCGCAAAGAAGGCGACGAGGUGUAUAUACCAUUUUCAUUUAUCCAUAAAUAUUUCGAGAUUUAUGGGAAACUGGCCACGUACGAUGGUCUGGAAAGAUUCGAGUGGUUGCACAGUUACUCAAAGAUUGUGAGCCCCAAGGGAAAGUAUGAUCCCCGAGGUGUGUUCAUGACCUUCGAAAACUACAACGUCGAAGUCAGGGAUAGAGUAAAAUGUAUCAGCGGCACCGACGGUGUGCCGAUAUCGACGCAAUGGGAGAGCCAAGGAUACUAUUAUCCCACGCAAAUUGCUCAAUUUGGAUUAUCGCAUUACAGUAAAAAUCUAACCGACCCCGAGCCGCACAGGAAGAUCAUUGAGGACGCCGAUAAAGCCAAGCAGAACUGGAACGUCCCUCAAGGAUCGGUUAUGAGCAGAGUGUACGACAAGCAAGCUAAUAGUUACGUCCUAAAAUUCGCCACGCCAGAGACGAGCACGUCCGGGAUAUCAUUGAGCCUGGAUCACGUGUUGAACUUUGUAUUGAGAUGGGACCUUAAUAUUAAGGACAAUGGCAGUAUCACAGUUGUAUUGCAGUCAAGGGAGAAGGAGGUGUACUACCUUCACUAUGUUACCAGCAAUAUAGUAUUGCAAAAUUAUAACAAUCAUGUGCACUACGGAAUCGGCCAAGCCAAUCAUCAAUGGAGACGUCUUACUAGAGACCUCGUAGUCGACUUGCAAAAAGGUCUUUAUUUGAAUGAUAAAAGUAGGAAGAAAUUGCCCCGGUCUAAGUUAAAGGUCGUUAAAAUUACUCUUUACGGCUCCGGCAUGAUUGACAAUAUGACGUUAUCGACUAGCGAGCACAUGGAGCAAUUUUAUGACGCAGCGAGGUGGUUUGUCGCCAAUCAGAACAUCACCUCUGGUGGUUGGCCGAAUCUUGUCAGGAGAAAAGUGGCGUCUGGAAUGGCUAUACUCGAGCCUGGAUGGUACUCCAGCAUGGGCCAGGGUCACGCCAUAUCAGUGCUGGCACGAGCCUAUUAUCAUUCUGGAGAGGCGAAAUACUUACAGGCCGCUAUCAGGGGCCUGCGACCUUUCAGACUGACAUCCGCUAAAGGAGGGGUGGCUGCGCAAUUUCUAGGCAAAUACGUCUGGUACGAGGAAUAUCCCACCACCCCCUCCUCUUUUAUUCUCAACGGUUUUAUUUAUUCGCUUAUCGGUCUCUACGACUUGAAAAGCAUAGCGGUAGCUAAGGACGCGGAGGAGGCGACCAGACUUUUUAAUCAGGGUAUGAUAUCAUUAAAGAACAUGUUAACGUUAUUCGACACCGGUUCGGGUUCUACGUACGAUCUACGUCAUUUUACAUUAAAGACAGCACCUAACUUAGCUAGAUGGGAUUACCAUUCUACUCACAUUAAUCAACUUCUUCUUCUCAAUUCUAUUGACAUCGAUAACGACCCUAUUUUUACUACGACCGCGGAGAGAUGGGCCGGUUACAUGAAUGGCAAAAGAGCGGCGCAUAAUUAACCGCAUCUAGUGAUAUUUAUUAUAAAUUCAGUUCCAUCCCCUUAAUUUUUUUUAUUACGUUUAUUUAUUUAAAUCAUUUUCCUCAUUUUACUUUUUAGACUGCAGAUUUAUUGUUAACUUUCAUGUUUAUUCGGGGGAAAAAAAUCUUAAUCCUUUCUUUCAGCUGGCUGAGCGAGAUUUAAUACUUUUUUCGUAUAAUAUAAGUUUUAUUUUAUAUCAGUGAUAAUCGUAGUCGCGUCACUGAAUAUAAUAGGCGAGAGAGUGCGAGCGUGUAUACGGGAUCUAAAAUUGCGUGCAAUCCGUUUAUAUUAUAGAAGAGUGAAAUAACUGUAACAAUAGGAGAGAUCUGUGUCCUUAAUACAGGAUGAUUUUUAGUCAUGUAUUAAUUAAAUUAAAUUUAUUAUAAUUAUAAUUAUUUUUUAUACAAUAUAAAUGAGAUAUAGUUAUAUUUAGUUUUCAUUUAUGAUCAUUUUAAAAAUAUGACAAGAUCGUCACUGUAUAUUGUCUGUGACUGUGGAUGUCUUCCAAUUUCCUCUCACAAUCAGGACUACUGACAGUGCUCGCAAUAGUUUCGAGCAUUCAGUCUCAAAGAAAAGGUGUGGAUGGUUGCAUUAGGGAGUGAUUUUCUUAGACUGAAUUCAGUAAUAGCGUCCAGUACUGGCAGUAGUACCGAGUGGAAACGGGAACAUACCCAUUAUUUGUUCGUUUGUCAUAAAGUUUAGAAAGGCCUAUCAAUAAGCACAUAUAUCUUAAAGUAUGAUUUUUAACGAAAUAUAAUUACAGUAAACGAUACGUUAAUAUUACAUAUUGAUAUAUAAUUAAAAAUCAUCGUGUAUGUAUUUAUAAAUAAGAGAUUUCUGAAGAACCCCCUGAAAAUUUGGACGUUGAAGCGGACAGUGUCUGUUUCGGCAUUAAUAAACUUCGCAUAACGGUGCUGCCAAUAAUUAUGAUAAUUAAUUUAUAGCGUAAUUCUUUUUUAACAGUCACGAUAUUGUGCAAUUAAAUUGUAUAAUUAAAUGUAAGAGAAGAUUGUAAUCAUUUAUUUUUUAAUAGCAGGCAAGUGAAUUUUCGUAAAUUUCUCAAAUAGUUUUAUAACUACGGAUUUGCACUCCCUACUAAAUAUAAUAUUAAAUUAUUCAAUAAAUUAUUAUUAUUUAA
Molecule: messenger RNA, 3378 nt
Organism: Vollenhovia emeryi
Lineage: Eukaryota; Metazoa; Arthropoda; Insecta; Hymenoptera; Formicidae
Gene: Hsepi
Product: D-glucuronyl C5-epimerase
Exons: 7
Coding region: 535-2220 (561 amino acids)
Biological process (GO): heparan sulfate proteoglycan biosynthetic process
Cellular component (GO): Golgi apparatus
Molecular function (GO): heparosan-N-sulfate-glucuronate 5-epimerase activity
Source: RefSeq, a predicted model, not a curated record